CAUCCUGAAACAGCCAAAAUGUCCAAAGGAAAUCAAGAGGAAGCAUCCUCCCAAUCUUUCUCUUGAUUUCUUCCUUCAUUUUGCAAUCUCAUCUUCAUGAUUUAAAUCCAAUCAAUAAUACCAAAAGUCAAACAAAUUAAAUCACCCAAAAAAAUCAAUACCAUCAUCCAUCUUUUCAUCAUAUAUCAUUAUUCAAUACCAUAGAUCAUAACUUUGACGCCUAAAAUUAUUUUUCUUGUAAUGCCAUUUUUUCAUAUUAUUUUUUUGAAUUUGUUUUUUAAAUUCGUGAUCGUAAAGACCACAAAAACUUUCAUAUAAUUCACCUUUUGUUGGUGCUAUACAAUAUUUGUAUCGAAUAUUCAGCUGUGAAAAUUGAAUUUGUGAUUUGAUUUUUUAUUUUUCCGAUACAAAUGCAAAUCAUAUUUCGUCCAAACCAAAUCAAAUUGAAUUCUUGUGAUGCUAUAUAGUUUUCAUACAAUUUAGCACACUAAGAAAAGAUUAUCCAUGAAGCAUCAAUGGAGAAGAUUAUUAGGAAGAAUGAAGGAUAGAAGUAGCAUUAUAAUGUCAAGUUUAACAUUAAAAACAAGACAUAGACAUUCUGGUUUAGAAGGAUGUAUAAUCAAAGCCACUAGUCACAAUGACUCUUGUAUGGAUUACAAGAGUGUAGAAAGGGUGUUUGCCUAUGUUAAAACAUCCCCUAGUCAAUUGAUCAUCUUCUUGUGGGCCCUGACUCGACGUAUCGAACGUACACGAAAUUGGGUUGUUGCGCUUAAGUCUCUUAUUUUGUUUCAUGGUGUCCUUAGUAGUAAGGCACCAGGAACACGAAAAAUUGGACGUCUACCCUUUAAUUUGUCGUGUUUUGAAGAUGGAUAUGUUACGGUUUCUGAUCGAUUGGCUUUUGAUUUGUUCGUCCAGGCCUAUUUCGUGUUCGUAGACCUUAAGUCUGUUACAUUAUUAGCAGAGUUGAAUGAUGAUAUGGUUGUGCAAAUGGAGGAGGAAAAAGAAGGGGUUAAAAGAGAGUUAGUAAGGGUUCAAAGAUGGCAAAAAUUGAUGGGUGUAAGUCUAAAUGUUAAGCCUUGUGGGGUAAUUAGAGAUAAGGUGUUGGUUAUUGAGGCUAUGGAUUGUAUGAUUAUUGAAGUUUUAGAGUUGUAUAGUAAGAUUAAUCAAGAAAUUGAUGAAGUUUUGGAUAGAAUAUACAAAAAUAAGGUGGGAAAAGGUGAAGUUUUGAUGGUAAUUGAUGUAUUGCAUAAGGCUAACAAACAAGGGGAUGAUUUGUGUGAUUAUUUCGAGUUUUGCCGUAAAGUUGGGUUGAUUCGUGCACCCGUUUGUGUUGAAAUUCAACGAUUUUCAAAAGAUGACUUUUUACGAUUAGAGAAGAUUAUGAAUGGUAACGAGGUGUGUACGUCGAUGUCGCAAAUUGAUUAUGAAAAAGAGAGAAAAGAUGUUGAAUACAAUAAGACAAGUUUGAAAACGGUAAUUACAGAUAAAUGGAAGGUUUUUGAUGAAGAUUUCAAGGAAGUCGAGGAUGGAGGAGGUGGUGUGCAUAUGGUGGUCGAGGAGAAGGAGGAUCCCUUUGCACCUUAUUGUUCAAGUUUGAAUUUGAGUUUGAGUUCGAGUUCGGGUUUGCCACAAGCAAAUCAUUUGAACCCUUUCAUAGACUAUUAUGCAGAUAGACCUUUCCAACAAGAGCAAGUGCAAAUGCUUAGUUUGAUAUAGAAUUGUUUCUCAUUUCAGGCUUUGGUUUUGGUUUGUUUGGAUUCUAGGCUUUUUGGUGAUUGUCAUAGAGUAAAGGGUUAAUGGUUGUGUUAGGGGCAUGUUCAGUAUUUCCUUUUUGUUGUAUAAUGCAUGAACCCAAUUCAAUAAGGUUUUUGUAAACAAUUAGGAGUAUAUUCUGAUCAAA
Amaranthus tricolor (Joseph's coat) is the source of this 1900-nucleotide messenger RNA. Its product is annotated as putative clathrin assembly protein At1g25240. The transcript has a single exon. Bases 505 to 1716 code for a protein of 403 amino acids. The record is from RefSeq and is a predicted model, not a curated record. Gene Ontology annotation, molecular function: clathrin heavy chain binding; SNARE binding; phosphatidylinositol-4,5-bisphosphate binding. Gene Ontology annotation, cellular component: clathrin-coated vesicle; clathrin-coated pit. Lineage: Eukaryota; Viridiplantae; Streptophyta; Magnoliopsida; Caryophyllales; Amaranthaceae. Gene Ontology annotation, biological process: clathrin coat assembly; clathrin-dependent endocytosis; vesicle budding from membrane.